UUCAAAGUCCAAACUCUAUAUCUCUUCUUUCUCACUUACAAACUUCAAACCCAUUUUACAUCAUUCAUAAAAAAACCAAGUAACCAAAAUUCUUAUUAUCAAACAUGUUUAGUUCCAAAUCUGAGCAACCUCAAAAGACAAUCCUCCAAAUCAAGCAAGAUGACAAGUUUUUUUGCAGGCUUCUUACAAAAGAAAGUUCCAUAACAAAUCCAUCUUUUAGAGUAGCUAUUACAGUUCCUUUUGUUUGGGAAUCUCAACCUGGCACACCCAAAUACACUUUCUCAAAACAAACUCUUCCUCCUCUUACUCCUCCACCUUCUUAUUAUCUCAAAAACACUUCAUGCAAAAAACCAUUGAAAAACAAAAACUCAAGAUCCAAUCUUUUUCUUGCACUUUUCCCAAAACUAAAUCUCAAGAAAAAUAUUAUGUCAUCAACAUCAUCUUCACUUUCUUCUUCUCCUUAUAAUUAUUCCUCUGCUUCAUGUUCUUCCUCUGACUCAUCAUCAUCAUCAUUAAACAAGAUUGAAAGAAGGAGGCGUUUCUUAAGUUAUAGUUCAUCUAUUGAUUUUAGAAAAGAUGAAGAAAUAGAAGAAGAUGCUAAUUCACCUACUUCAACACUAUGUUUUGGUCUUCCUCGUUCAACAACCACUAUGAUUAAUAGUGGAUUCCUAGGAUUCUCCAAAAGGUAAACUAAAUAUUGGAAUCACAGUAAAUUUAACCAAAUUACAGUAACACCAUGAUAAUAUUAAAGUUCUAAAAUGUAAUUUUUGUCAAAAUCGGAUAUGAGAUUUUACAAAUUUGUUGUCAAACCAAAUAUGCACUUUAUUAGAGUUUAUAUGUAAUUAAUCUCUUUGUUUUGCUCUUUAUGUUUUAAGGUCAACUAAGUUUUCUAGGAUAAAGUUGGUCUUUGAGUUUUUUUUUUUGGGUCAAAUAAUGGGUUUGGUUAAUUCUAAGGUGUAUCUUAAAGUCUUAAACAUAUUAUGAUGUUUAAAUUAGUUAGCCAUCAUAUAUAUAGUUUAUUGAUCUUUGCAUUUUGUGCAAAGCUGAGUUGGGUCUAUUGAAUCCAUAGACCUUAAUUUCAAGCAAGAUCUUGUUGUAUCUUAUUUCUUUUUGUUUAUUUUAUUUUACGAGUUUUGGUGUUGUGGCGAUAGUCAAAUUACCCAUAGAAUCAUAAUAGUGGAAAUUAAGAACAUAUAAUUAGUUGUGAAAAUUAUUACUACAGAAAAGAGUAAUAUUUGUUCAUUAGUAAUUGUAAAUGAAUUUUUACCUUUUCUUAUUCUAUCA
Molecule: messenger RNA, 1284 nt
Organism: Cicer arietinum (chickpea)
Lineage: Eukaryota; Viridiplantae; Streptophyta; Magnoliopsida; Fabales; Fabaceae
Source: RefSeq, a predicted model, not a curated record